Messenger RNA from Notothenia coriiceps (black rockcod), 3528 nucleotides. It is a transcript of the gene dolk, whose product is annotated as dolichol kinase. Bases 122 to 1819 code for a protein of 565 amino acids. NCBI's taxonomy places the organism in Eukaryota, Metazoa, Chordata, Actinopteri, Perciformes, Nototheniidae. Gene Ontology annotation, molecular function: dolichol kinase activity. The record is from RefSeq and is a predicted model, not a curated record. The transcript is spliced from 2 exons. Gene Ontology annotation, biological process: dolichyl monophosphate biosynthetic process. Gene Ontology annotation, cellular component: endoplasmic reticulum membrane.
UGGCCCCUUCCUUCUGCGUUUGAGAGCAGACAGCUGACAAAGGAAAUACAUCUGGUAAAAGGACGGCACCGGCUCGUGUAACCACGCUCCUUCGUCCAGAUAUCCCUCCACCUAUGAGCAAAUGAAAAAUAGCUGCCAUAUGAUGUGUCAGCGAGAGGAAGUGACCGAAGAAGGCCUUCAAUGUUGCAGACCAUCUGUUCCAGACCCUCCCUCCCUCCCUCUCUCCUCUCCUCCUCCCCCUGCAGCCAUGCAGAUCAACCCGGCGUACGUGGAGUCUGCCGUGGUUCUGGCCAUGGUGCUGUGCGUCCACACGGCCGUGUGGAACCAGCACUCCUGGUGCAUCGUGGCCCUCUUCAUCCAGGCGUUCUACGUGCAGCACAAAUGGGACCGUCUUCUCCGAGCGGGAGGCGCCGUGUUCCAGUUUCGCCCCUCGGCAAACAGCGGCAUCGUGCCGGCCUCCAUGGUGAUGCCUCUGCUUGGCCUGGUGCUGAAGGAAAAGUGCUCUGCCUCUGGGAACGUCUACUUUGAACGCUUCUCCAUGGUGGUUACCAUUACUGGGAUGAUGCUCGCUCUGUUUCUGUCCCUGAUCGCACUGGGAAUCACCAGACCAGUACCCACAAACACAUGCGUGAUCGCGGGUAUGGCAGGAAGUGCCAUCCUCUACACCACCAAACAGACGCUGACCGUUUCAGAGGUCAUCGAGGUCUUGGAGGUGCUUCUGAUCUUCGUUUAUCUCAGCCUGAUAGUGCUUUACCUCCUGCCUCGCAGCUUCACCCCCGGCGAGGCGCUCCUUAUCGUCGGGGGAAUCAGUUUGAUCGUCAACCAGCUCAUCAAGCGCUCCCUGAACCUUGCAGAGGUCAAAGGUGAUCCUGUGAACUACUUCCUGCCAGUUAUUGUUGUAGGCUCGCUGCUGCUGGGGGUUUUCUUCGCCCUGCUCUUCUGCUUCAUGGAGUCGGAAACCUGGGUGUCGUCACUUUUCUUCCACAUGAUGACCGCCGUCCUGGGUCUGGGGAUCCUCAUGCCGUGGCUCUCCUUGUUCAUCGGCAGGCAUCCGCUCAUGUGGCUGCUGGACUUUGUGACUUUGAACGACAGAAGGCUGUGUCUGCUCGGGUACUGGCUCUUUCUGGUUGCCGUGGCCACUUGCGUUGUGCUGCACCAGAACUACCAGCGCCAAUCCGGGUCCAAGAAACACCAGGCCUCGACGAUUGUGCGGAAGUACUUCCAUCUCAUCGUGGUGGCUACGUAUGUUCCUGGGCUGAUCUACGACAGGCAGCUGCUCCAUGUGGCGUCUGUGGGCUGCUUGGCGGUUUUCUUGUUCCUGGAGUACGUGCGUUAUUUCCGGAUCAUGCCGUUUGGUCAGCUCCUCAGGCAGCUCCUCACUUUGUUCCUCGAUGAGCGGGACUCGGGGCCUCUUAUCCUGACCCAUGUUUACCUGCUGAUAGGCAUGUCUCUACCCUUAUGGUUGUUCCCGGGACCCUGUGCUCCACAUGGGGUCCUCCCCGGGGCAGGAGGCCUGGUGCCUUACGCCGGGGUUUUGGCCGUCGGGGUGGGGGACACGGUGGCGUCUAUUUUCGGGAGCACCAUGGGAGAGAUCCGUUGGCCCGGCACUAAGAAAACCAUGGAGGGAACUGCGACGUCUAUUUUUGCCCAGAUUAUCGCCGUGGCCAUGUUCCUUAUCUUCGACGGGAGCAUCAAUCUGAACUCCACCUACUCCUGGAUCGUGGGCUCCAUCUCUCUGGUGGCCAUGCUGGAAGCCUACACCUCUCAAAUAGACAACCUCCUCCUCCCCCUCUACCUCUUCAUCCUGCUGCAGCUUUGAUGGGAGAGAUGAGAAACAAAAACAGACUCUUCCUGCUCUCCUCAGCUCUUUCCAGGGGGAGAAAGGAAGAUGAUUUGGGGGGCGGGAAAGUUUGAGUAAUUUGGAAAAAUAUAAAUUUAGUAACAGAAAUCCCUUUGUCAGUUGACUGAUCAGCACAAGACAAGAAAGGUAACAGACUGACAGCCGGAUAAAUGUAAUGUCAACAAACAAAGGGGGCACAAAAUAAUUCAAUAGUAAAGAGCUGAUAGGAAAAUGAGAAACGUUUUAGCGAUCCAUUUUUAAUCAGUUGCUCCUGUCUUUAUGAUUUAAGGACCAGUACAAAUCUUUCUGAAGUUCUAAAAAAAAACUAUAUUUAUCAGUGAAACAGCUGGAAAAAAAGGUUCUGUGGCGAAACAUUUCCACAGAUAAGGAACAAGAACCGUCAAUUUUUUUGUACCCGUCCUUUUUUGUAUCUGUUCCAUGGGAGAAAAGCAUUUGGAUCAGACGAAGAGAAUGAAUAACGAGAUACAUUGUGUUCUCACUUUCCUAUCAGGUCUCCCGUGACAUUAGAAUCUGCGGCCCUCAGAUCACAAGUCAUUUCUAUACCAGUUACUUUAAGGAAUAAGACGAGCAUCGCAGAAUACAUGACACCAAACCUCCUGAAUUAUGCAACAGGGGAUUAGCAAAGUGGAAAAAAUGUCCUUAAACACUUCUGGACGGUAUAGAUGCUGCUAGCGGCACAUUACGAAUCACCAAUGAUCAAUAUCUUGUUCCCCUUUUGCUAAUGGAUACCUUUGUAUUGCCUUUGAAGAACAUUAUUUAAAGUUAGCGUAGUCUUUUUCUUAAUGUUAUUUUGUCUCUCCGACGGCAAUAUGAAGGAAUACUGCUGAGAGUAUUUGCCUUAAGAAGUAUAUUUUCUAUCACACAUUAUGUAGAUGAACGCAUGGCAGUCCCUCUCUUUAUAAGGGCUGAUUUAUACUUCAUCUACUUUGCUCUAGCAUGACACUAAUGUGAUAUCGGUAACAUGUACACAGGUAUUCUGCAGUAUGGUUCUCUUUGAGGUUUGAUGGGACCCAUUUAAAGGUACACUUAAUAUAAAUAUUUCCUCUGAGGAUACUGAGCCUUCAUAAACCUUGCAUAUUGUCGGAGUUUGUAGAUGUGCUUUGGUCAAAAAUGAUGUACAAAGACCUUUUUCUUUUUAUUAACUUUCAUUAUGCUUUACAUACAUAUCCUCGUCAGGUUUAAUCUCAUCGUUUUGGAUGAGGAUGCUUCAGAUUAUAACCUGAAACAUGUUUUCAGCAUGAAUUCAUUAACAGCCUUAUGGUAUUUGAUCAUCUGUAAGAGUUAUUUGGUGUUUUUUUUAUUUAUUAGCAUGAUACUACUGUUGUUUUUACCAUCAUCCUUACAUUUUUUUUAUGUAAUAUUGCAUGUUGAGUGCAUCACAAAGGUACAUACAAUUGUUAUGCCUCCUAUUUUAGUACACACAGAAAAGAGUCUGUGUGACUGAUGGUGAACACACACACACACACACACACACACACACGCCUUUUGGUUUCACAGUUUAAUUUUAAAAUGGACAAAAAAGGUUUGAAUGUUGUGAUUGAUAAUCCAGUCAAAAAUACAUUUUUUUUUUCAUUUCAUCUUAACAUGAACAUACUUGAAAAUAGCAAUGCUUACUGUUGUCUGCAAAAUAAAAUAAAAAUGAAUCUACUGUCUUGUUUUGACACACA